Molecule: messenger RNA, 1129 nt
Organism: Drosophila sulfurigaster albostrigata
Lineage: Eukaryota; Metazoa; Arthropoda; Insecta; Diptera; Drosophilidae
Product: glyoxylate reductase/hydroxypyruvate reductase
Exons: 2
Coding region: 58-1107 (349 amino acids)
Cellular component (GO): cytosol
Molecular function (GO): glyoxylate reductase (NADPH) activity; hydroxypyruvate reductase [NAD(P)H] activity; hydroxypyruvate reductase (NADH) activity
Source: RefSeq, a predicted model, not a curated record
UAUUCAAUUUUGUAAAUAAAUAAAAGUGUUCUAAUAUGAUGAAUAUGAGUGUACAUCAUGUUGUAUAAAAGAACAUCACAUCUUAUCCAGACUGUCAUAAGAUAUUCUCAGCUCACAAACAUCGCCAGAAUGAGUUCUAAGCCUAGUGUUUAUGUGACUCGACCAGAUGUCGAUGAAAGUGGACUGGAUCUACUACGAGAAAGCUGCAAUGUGACCACUUGGUCGAAGGCCUCGGCAAUUCCACGGGAAGACCUGUUGCGCGAAAUUAAGGGCAAGGAGGCGCUAUUCUGUGCGCUCACUGAUCGAAUUGAUGCUGCUGUGUUGGAUGCUGCAGGUGAUCAACUUAAGUGUAUUGCGACGAUUUCUGUGGGUUACGAGCACAUCGAUGUCCACGAGUGUAAGCGACGUGGCAUUCGAGUGGGUUACACACCCGAUGUGCUGACGGAUGCCACAGCGGAGCUGACGUUGGCGUUGCUACUGGCCACCAAUCGUCGUCUGUUUGAAGCCAACAGGGAAGUGUACAAUGGUGGCUGGAAAUCAUGGUCGCCCAUGUGGAUGUGUGGAAAAGGAUUGAAGAAUUCACGUGUCGCCUUGUAUGGUUUUGGACGCAUAGGGCAAGAGAUUGCUGCGCGUAUUGUACCUUUCAAGCCCAGUCAGAUAACGUAUACGACACGUUCGCCGAAGCCGGAAGAGGCUGCCAAGGUCAAUGCUAAGCAUGUUGGCUUCGAUGAAAUGCUGAGCUUGUCGGACUUCAUUAUUGUCUGCUGUGCUUUAACCCCCGAAACAAAGGAAGUCUUUAAUUCAUCCGCUUUCGAAAAAAUGAAACCUCACUGCAUUUUUAUCAACACAGCUCGGGGUGGUGUUGUGGACCAAAAAGCAUUAACCGAAGCACUUAUCUCAAAACGUAUCAUGGCUGCUGGACUAGAUGUGACAACCCCUGAGCCCCUUCCACUAAACGAUCCUCUUCUUAAGUUGGAUAAUGUAGUAGUUCUUCCGCAUAUUGGUAGCGCUGACAUAGAGACUCGUAAGGAAAUGUCGCGAAUCACGGCUAGAAAUAUAAUCGCUGCUCUGAAAGGUUGUGAAAUGGAAUCGGAGGUGAAUUUUUAAAACCUUUUUUAAAUUAUAAAUA